AUGUCUCCAAAGGACGAAAGAAAAACUGAAACAGAGUUUGAAGAUGUCUUGAAUCGUGAAGUGGGGCAAUUUGGCAAGUUUCAGUUGAUAAACAUACUUCUAAUGGGACUGCCUGCAAUUGCCUCUGGAUUCCUAGCGGGAGAUUAUAAUUUUGCUGCAGCCAGACUCCCUUUUCGGUGUGCUAUUCCAGAAUGCGACGGUGACUCUCCUGUUUAUGCACCUGAUUGGAUACUCAAUGCAAUACCAGAGACAUCGACGGGCUUCGCAGACUGCACCCGAUACGCCGGCCGGUAUAAUACAUCAGAAAUUCCGAACAACACGUGCCCCAUUGAACUAUUCGAUAAAAGUGAAAUAAUACCAUGUGACGGUUAUGUUUAUGAAAGAACAAACUCUUUAGUUUACGAUUUUGGCCUUGAGUGUCAAGAGUGGAUUCGUACUUUAUCUAUAACAUUAAACAGUGUCGGUGCCAUGGUCGCACUCCCGGUUGCGGGAUGGGUGUCUGACUACUUUGGGCGUCGCGUAUCAAUUGUUCUAUUUGCCUUCAACGUUGUCGUUAUCGGUAUCAUAAAAGCAUUUUCUACUAACUAUAUAAUGUAUCUUGUAACACAAUUUUUACAUACAGCACUAGGUGGUGGUGUAUUCAGUGCAGCAUAUAUACUAGCUGCAGAAAUAGUAGGUCCGAAAUAUCGAGUCACUGCCAGUGUUCUAAUGUCUACAAUGUUUGCUUUGGGCCUUGCUUUGGUAGGUGCAAUAGCGUCUGCUGUAUCUUACUGGCGACAUCUUACCUUAAUAUAUUUCGUACCGAUGACAUUAAUAUUAACAUAUUAUUGGAUUCUGUGCGAGAGUCAUCGAUGGUUGCUAAGUAAGCAUAAGAAUGAUAAGGCUAAGAUAGCGUUAGAACGUGCAGCGAAUCUAAACGGGAAAAAGAUAUCGGACGAAGCAAUGAUUUUUUUGCUAUCAGCCAUACCGCGCACCAAUGAAACAGAAACAAAUAAAAAUCUUAUCAUGCGUGUUCUAAAAUCACCAGUUAUGUUGAGGAGAAGUUGUACAACACCUAUUUUUUGGAUUGCGACUACAUUCAUAUAUUACGGCAUGACAAUUAACUCUGUGAGUUUAUCAGGCAAUAUGUAUGUAAAUUAUAUACUUGUUGCUUUAGUAGAAAUCCCUGGAUUUUGGACAGCCUACUUCACAUUGGAUAGGUUGGGCCGUAGAUUAACAUUAUUUUCAGGUUUUGCGUUAUGUGCUGCUUGCUGUAUGGGAUUUGCUUUUACUCCUCACUCACGCUAUGGUUUAUCGUUAUUUCUUUACUUAGUAGGCAAAUAUUGUACUGGUCUUAUCAUGACAUCUGUGUAUUUAUUUACAUCAGAAUUAUAUCCUACGAGGCAUCGACAUUCGUUUCUUGGAUUUUCUUCAAUGCUAGGUCGACUAGGAACUGUGGUAGCAUCUUUUACUCCACCUUUAAUGGAUUAUUGGACCGGAAUUCCAUCAGUAAUGUUUGGCACAGUCUGUAUAAUAACGGCCCUUUUAGUACUGACACAACCGGAAACUUUGGGCCAAAAGGUUCCAGACACUUUUGAAGAUGCUGAAGUAUUAGGAAAGAUCUGA
Molecule: messenger RNA, 1605 nt
Organism: Zerene cesonia (dogface butterfly)
Lineage: Eukaryota; Metazoa; Arthropoda; Insecta; Lepidoptera; Pieridae
Product: organic cation transporter protein-like
Exons: 1
Coding region: 1-1605 (534 amino acids)
Biological process (GO): transmembrane transport
Cellular component (GO): membrane
Molecular function (GO): transmembrane transporter activity
Source: RefSeq, a predicted model, not a curated record